This is a messenger RNA of Chrysochloris asiatica (Cape golden mole), 1116 nucleotides long. It is a transcript of the gene CDK10, whose product is annotated as cyclin-dependent kinase 10. The record is from RefSeq and is a predicted model, not a curated record. The coding region runs from base 37 to 1116 and encodes 359 amino acids. Gene Ontology annotation, molecular function: ATP binding; cyclin-dependent protein serine/threonine kinase activity. Lineage: Eukaryota; Metazoa; Chordata; Mammalia; Afrosoricida; Chrysochloridae. Gene Ontology annotation, biological process: regulation of mitotic cell cycle; protein phosphorylation. The transcript has 13 exons. Gene Ontology annotation, cellular component: nucleus.
CGCCUGUGCACACGAGAGGGAAGGCCGGCGCUGGGCAUGGGUGAGCCCGAGUCGGAGUCAGAGCAGAUCCGUCUGAAGUGCAUCCGUAAGGAAGGGUUCUUCACGGUGCCUCCGGAACACAGACUGGGACGAUGCCGGAGUGUGAAAGAAUUUGAGAAGCUGAACCGAAUUGGGGAAGGCACCUACGGCAUUGUGUAUCGGGCCAGGGACACCCAGACUGAUGAAGUUGUUGCCCUGAAGAAGGUGCGGAUGGACAAGGAGAAGGAUGGGAUCCCCAUCAGCAGCUUGCGGGAGAUCACGCUGCUCCUGCGCCUCCGCCACCCCAACAUCGUGGAGUUGAAGGAGGUGGUUGUGGGAAACCACCUGGAGAGUAUUUUUCUGGUGAUGGGUUACUGUGAGCAGGACCUGGCCAGCCUCCUAGAGAACAUGCCAACACCCUUCUCAGAGGCCCAGGUCAAGUGCAUCACACUGCAGGUGCUCAGGGGUCUCCAGUACCUGCACAGGAACUUUAUCAUCCACAGGGACCUGAAGGUCUCCAACCUGCUCAUGACAGACAAGGGGUGUGUGAAGACAGCGGAUUUUGGGCUGGCCCGAGCCUACGGUGUCCCUGUGAAGCCGAUGACCCCCAAGGUGGUCACCCUGUGGUACAGAGCCCCUGAGCUGCUUCUGGGAACCCCCACACAGACAACCAGUAUCGACAUGUGGGCUGUGGGCUGCAUCCUGGCCGAGCUGCUGGCCCACAAGCCACUUCUCCCGGGUUCGUCUGAGAUCCACCAGAUCGACCUCAUCGUGCAGCUGCUGGGGACGCCCAGUGAGAACAUCUGGCCGGGUUUCUCGAAGCUGCCACUGGCCGGCCAGUACAGUCUGAGAAAGCAGCCGUACAACAACCUGAAACACAAGUUCCCCUGGCUCUCAGAGGCCGGCCUUCGCCUUCUCAACUUCCUCUUCAUGUAUGACCCCAAGAAGAGGGCAACGGCCGGGGACUGCCUGGAGAGCUCCUACUUCAAGGAGAAACCCCUGCCCUGUGAGCCGGAGCUGAUGCCCACCUUUCCCCAUCACCGCAACAAGCGAGCCACCUCUGCUGCCGAGGGUCCGAGCAAGCGCAUCAGGCCGUAA